Porites lobata is the source of this 24810-nucleotide messenger RNA. Lineage: Eukaryota; Metazoa; Cnidaria; Anthozoa; Scleractinia; Poritidae. The record is from the annotation of a GenBank genome assembly.
AUGGCAGCAGUCGCCGGUAAAGCAGAGUACGGAGAUGUGAUAAUUUCCUUAGAAAACUGUAUUUUAAGCCAAGAACACAUAGAAAAUACACCUUCAAUUAAAGAUGGAUUAGAUAGGGAAGUAGAAAUUGAUUUGCGAAUCGUCAGUUGCGAGUAUAUUCAAAUGGCGGGCAUCUUGCUCAAACUUCCUCAGGUAAGUUGAUUCUGGUUUUCGUUGUUAAAAACUUUCCUGUAUUGUGAAUGUUUAGCUGAAUAUGUUUGCUUUGGAACCUUCAGGUAGCUAUGGCUACAGCGCAAGUGUUGUUUCAACGCUUUUACUACAGUAAGUCGCUUGUUAAACACGAUGCUGAGGUAAGCACAUCUCUGCAAAUAUUAUUCAACAAGAAGUAAGAAAUUUUAGCUUAACCUUUUUAUACCCUUUCAUUUUUCCUUUACUUCCGGUCUAAAGGUUUGGGCACAGAGCCUCCUUUUUUGGCUUUUAACCAGUUAAGGUUUUGUAGAACUUUUUAAAUCUAUUUUUCUCUUCUUUGUUGUACAAAGAUGUCAAAUUAUUCGCAAAGUAAAAGCUGCUUUUUAAUGAGCGUGUAUUCAAGCACGUGGAAGAUGUGUUCUUUUUAGUUUAAAUUGCUAAAUGGUUUCAUUUUUCUCCCUCAAAACACUUUUGCUUCAAAUUUUCGGUCCCUACAGUGUAUUUUAGUCACUUUAUUCAGUAAUAAAACCAACGAGCUAACUUGUCAAACUCUUUUUGAAUUACCCUCUUCCCAUAAAUUGCAUUUCAGAUUUAUGCUAUGGCGAGCAUAUUUCUUGCUGCAAAAAUCGAGGAAUACCCAAGAAGAAUUCGGGAUGUGAUUAACGUCUUUCAUCAUAUUAAACAGAAAAGAAACGGAAGGUAAAUAUUUGAACUUUAGUUUGCAAUGAGAUGAAACUUAAAAGUUCUCUUUGAAGAAGUGCAGUUUCUUGCUGCUGCACUUUUAUGGAACUUCAAGAGUACAAUCUCUUCAAAAUUUCCAGGACUAAAUGGUUCGGCGAAUUGGUAAACUAAACCAAAGGCUGAAACAGUUUGUUCUUAGACUUAAUCUUAGUCUGUGCCACAGAAGGAAAGUAAACAUCUGUUUAAGUCCGUCUGCAAAACAGCUCUGAAAUACUUGUUCUGGUUUCCCACCCUUGUACCAGGAUUUGAGUAUGCACCAUGAUUCGCCCUAUAAAAAAUCCCAUCAUUGCUGUGCCAAUCAGGUUGAAGAUAUGAAACGCACUUCCCAGCAUUUCUGAGUAUUUUAAUGUCAUUCAAUUAACACCAGCAGUAAUUUUGUAAGAGCAAAAUUUGAAAGAUUGAAAUACCUGAAAAUGUUUGGCUGGGAAAUUAGUUGAAAUAUUUAACCGACGGACAUUAACUUUUAAGAGUCAUCGUGUUAGUGAAAUAAAAUUUAACCCCUUGUGACAAAGUCAAAUAUACUGCUUGUCAACAAGAUGUCUAUUAGUUUUAAGGUAUGUACAAGGAGCAAGGUUUUAGCCAGAAGGGUGCCCAUCUCUUCUAUGGACGGCCAUUUUUGGAAGAAAUUCAAGGGAAAUUCACUUAAUCUCAUGAUUUUAAGGGAAAACAUGCCUUCUGGAUGGUCAGUUUUCAAUGUCUGGCUAAAAACCUGACAAGGAAAGUAUCUCUGCUAAGACAUAUUUGUAUCGGCUUUAGUUAAGACACUGGCCAAUUUCUGUCAUUACUCUGAUUAGGGAAAAAUUGCAAAAUAUGGUCCAUGAUUUUCUGCGAAAUUUAAUACUCCCGAAGUUAAGGGAGAAUAAGGUACAACACCUUAUUGGUAAUCGUGUUGAGUUGACUUAUGGAACUGAGUUAAAACUUUUUAACCUGUUGAUGUUGGGGUAGGGAGAAGGAAGUUGUCUGACAGUGACAAAAUAGAACAUUAACAGAGAAGCUGUUAAGUUGCCAGGUAGAUACAACUAGUAGGCAGGGAAUCAAACAGCUGGCAUUUUUUUUGGUUCUAUAUAUCUUCUAAUUUCCCACAAUAGUAGCCAGGGGUCACAUUCAUAUUAGCCAGAAGAAUUCCUUAGCCCCCCAGUCCUAAAUGAUAGCCCAGUUAUUAUAUAGGCCCUUUGCAGGUAGCCAUUUACUUGGUACAAAACUGCCAUGCUGGAGAGCGAAAGGUGCACUGGAACAAGUCAAACAAAGGAAAUUACCAUUUAAAAUUAUGUAAGCUUUUUUUUUGUCUUGUCUCAGUGUGACUUUUGCUCUCCAGCAUGGUGGUUUUCUACCUCGCAAAUGGCUAGCUGUAAAGGGCCUAUUGGGACAGAUUUGCCUCCAAAUGUGUAUUGCAUGAAUUGAAAAUAGUCCUCCUAGUCUUAGUCAAACCUCUUUAACAUGGACACCAAAGGGUCAGAAUCUGCUUUACAGAGGUGUUCGUAUUAUAGCGGUAGGGAAUGUAUGUUUUUUGGCAUUUCUGGGGCCAAACGAACUGUCCUUAAUAGAGAGGUGUCUGUAUUAUAGAGGUGUCUUUAAGGAGAGGUUAGACUGUACUGGUAAUGAAUAGUCUGUAAAAAAGCCAUGUGCUUGCCAGCUAAAUAAUUCAUUGUGCAGUGACUUCUAAUUGGCGUGUUCACUUCUUGUCACUGUUUGUUACGUGCUAUAAGUGCUUUAUAGCAUGUAAGGUUGGCUCAGCAGCUACAGGCAAAAUUAAAACUUUUACAGACACGAUUCUAGGACUAUUGUUAUUUCUUGCUGAGAUUAAGCACAUAAAUUUUGUAAUGAGAUUACCAUAAGAUGAAAUUUUAAAAAUACCAUUUGUUUGAAAAUUAUGCAAUUUUGUGACAAUUCAAUAAAUUAUUGAAUGGUUACAUAGUAAAAGUGAGAGAUUCAUGUUUGUAUUUUCCCACAUUGUGAUUUUCAAUGUUUAAUACUACCAACUAUUAAAAAGUAUUCAUUACUAGUAAAACUCAAUCAACCAUAAACCACUUAUGAAUGGAUAGAAAUAGCAAAGAAAUUAAUUUGGCUUAACCAAAAUUUGAAAAUUAUCAUAUGUCAAAACAGAGCACGUUUUCUGCAAUAUGAUAAAAUAACUGAGCAUAAUGUCCUAUUUAACCUUUUUAAAAAGCCCUAAGAACAAUCAGUAUCAAAUUCCUCCCGAUUACAACCCAUGCUUUAUAAAACAUUUAAAAAAAGAGGGAUAGCAGGUAUCAAACCCAGUUCCUUCAGCUCCAAAGGUUACUCAUUUCUGCAUGUACGAGAACAAUGGAAAUGACCUUACCAUCAUUCAUUCUUAUGCCGAUGAUAGCAUAGAGCAUAAAAAAUGCAGGCUUACCCCUGCAAAAGACCUUUCAUGACCCCAAUCUUGUGUUUAGUGAUCAAGAUAAUUUCUCCUUGAAAUAACAUUGCACAACCAAUCAGAGAGGCCAAGAACACCUCCCUGUACUCUGCGUUAAUGACACUGAAGGUACAAGAAAAGAGAACUUGUAUUUUGCUACUAAGGGGAAAAGGGUUAAUCAGAUGGGAUUAGUGCAGACCCUUUCAGAAACAAAUUGCUGCAAAAUAGGUUUACUUUCAAAGUAAUAGGAACAUGUCUAAUGCACUGUUUUGGCAUAUGAGCUUGUAAGAAAUUGUAAAAAUAAUUAUGAAAGAAUUGCUUUGUGAAGUAUGGCAUUUUUUCUGACUACCACCAACUGUGAGAAGCAAUAAUUUGGUCUGGUUCAUAGUGAAUGUUCUUUAGUACGAAAUGUGGGAAUUAUUUCUUAGAAUGUGGUUUUAUGGGAAACUUGUUCCUCUACAAGAUAUCCGAUUUCUUAACUUUCUGAGUGUGUUAAUGCAGUAUUUUGUUGUUUUCAUUUUACUUGUUGUGGGCAUUGUUUUCUUAAGUUCUCUUUUAAGCGUGCUUUCAUUCGGAGACUUUUAAUAGGUGUUAACCCUUUCAGUCCCAACAGUGAGCAACAGCAAUUUUCUCCUAACAAUGUCCAUACAUUGUCAAGAGAUGAGGUUGUGAGAAUAUAAAAAUGAUCACGAAAGAGAAAAUGCCUUGAUGUUUUAUGAAAUUCUCUCAACUAAUUCUUAAAAGGAAAUGUAUGGAGAUCAGUUUGGAGAAUUUGUAUGUGGAUAUUGGGGUUUAAAAGGUUAAGUCAAGUCAGCAACUGCCCUAAGCGUGCAAAUAUACACAGGCCAUGUUUGUCUUAGCUACUUUGCAUGGUACUUCAUACAUUGCUUACAUUGAGUACCGUCUACCCUCUCAAGUUUCAUUUAAGAUGUGAUAUUCUUUUCAGGAAUCAGUGGAAUGUAGAACAUUUAAUUGACUUGAUUUUUUUCUUUCUCUCUCCGUGCUGUCUUGCUAACUCCAGCAGUCUACUACCUCCUUACCAACCAAUGCACCAAUCCUCCGUGUUGCUCUAAACCAGCUCUGAUUGGACUGGUGUAACCAUGGCAACAUUGGACGCAAGUGGUGCUUCUCCCAUUGGUCAACUGUCUCCGUUAAAUGAAGACAAGCUGGGCUCAUGAAACAGUAAAUCUUAUUACAAUUUGUUUAUAAUUUGGUAAGAAUAUAUCUUCCAGGUAGUCAAAAAUUGACAGCUGUUUGUAGUUUGUAAGAACAUUCACCAAAAAUGCUCCAUUGGUAGUUAUGUAAAUGCAAGGUUAAACUUGUAUAUAUUUCAUAAGUUCUUCUCAACAUGGUCUUCUGUUUCUUUUUUUAAGAAUAAAGCAUGUUGGAGCUUUUACAUAGUGACCCUGUCGCACAGUUAACUAACAUCAAGAGUAAUAUUUUUACACAAAAUUUGGAGUUGAUGAACAGACCAACCAAAUGUCGUAUUUUAAAGAUGAUGGAAAACCACGAUGUUUAGGUGUGGCACAUGUUUUGAAAUGUCAAGUUGUUCAGAAGGAAGUUACAGAAGCAGUUAUAUUUUGUUGUAAACUGCAUAUUGUUCAAGAAAUAUAAAUAGAAGUUGAAGAAUUUCUGUGUCGUAAAACUGUAACUAGUACAAUGUUAGUGAUGUCAAGAACUGCAACUGUGUCUUUUGGAAGUUGUUGCUGUUCUCAGAGUUAUCCCAUUUGAGGGACUGGUGUAAUUGUGCCUAAAGAAAGAGGACAAAAAACGCAAGGAUCUGCAAGUCUUCCAUGGACAAAAUCUGUAAAGAACUUAGAACUGGUGUGAAGCAAAUGGUGGAUGUGAUCUAUACCAUGUGAGGCUGAGGAAGGUCAUGGAUCCAUGGUUGGAGGAGACUGAUGGAAAAUUGUUAAUUGUCACCAUUUGGGAAAGCUCACUCUUGGCUGUGACGUGUACAGUUGCAAGUUAUAAAUGGGGCUGCAAGAUUGGAAAAGAAGAAUUUGUGUGUGAAUACCUUUGACACUCUAAUAAUGUUACAAAGAUCAUGGAGUUUCCCUGCAAGAUACCAGUAAGGUGAGACAUUGUUUAUGUAUAGUUAUUACUUUUAAAGGUACGCUAAAACAGGCAACAAAAAUGAGCAACUUGCUUUGCAACAUUGCAGCAAAACAAGUUGAAAAGUGAUGUUGCACAUUUUACCACCCACAUUCAAACCUGUUAACAACCUGAUUUGUUGCAAAGCAGGUUUGAUGUGGGUGGUUAAAUGUGCAACAUCGCUAUUCGACUCAAUUUGCUGCAAUGUUUUGUGUGGCCCGUUUUACUGUACCUUAAGCCUUUUGUAUUUUUAUAGUGUAAACACAAGUAAAAGCAACAUUUAAUGCUGUUUUAAAAAUCAUAACCAGUUUCAGGACAAAAUGCUCUUAUUACUGCGACUGCACAUGUUGCUUUUACUUAAUUUGCAUCAUCGGCAGAAAUCCAGCUUCGCAGCAAGAUUACAGUAAUUUUAAUAAUAAUAGUGUAAUAUAAUAAUAAAUUGUUAUUUGUAGUAUUUGAACCUCCUUUACCAAGGCUGUAGGGGGGUCAUGUAGACCAUCUGAGGGGUCACCAAGACCAUGUGCUAAGUUUUUUGUCAUAUUUGACUUAAUACCUAUAUGUCAUCUGCGGGUCAGGAAGCCUUCUUUGUCGGGUCAUAGACCUGCGACGCCUCCUCUCUUAUCUGGAACACUGAGCCUAGGGUGCUCGCAGCCUGUUCAAUCCAGGGUGCCCAGCAUAUGAAUUGUAUGAAAAAAGUAAGAUUUCGUAGUUGACCAAGGUCAAAAGUUAGGCACCAGGGGUCCCUGGGGGUUGCUAGAGCACAGCCUUGUUUACAAUACAACACUUCACUACAUAAGGUCUAAUGGGUAUUGGUAAAUCAAGGGAAAUAUUCCAUUCUGGCCCAGGUCAUCUGUUGUUUGUUGCUGGUGAGAGGUGUAAUUCUACAUUCUAAAGGUCAAAGUAAGCCCUGUGUUACUUAAUAUUAAUCAAGGGUUUUGUCACCAAUUUUCUCUGCUUUGUCAAAGCCAAUUUAUGAUACAACUUUUGAUAUGAGCCGUUGACAUCAGCUUUUUCAUGUAAAUUAAGCCUACAAGUGACUUGUGAUUGUCAUUUGCAACAGAACAGUCGUAAUUGAACUGUUUUAAUUGACUAAAAUUGUGAUUACAUUGAAACAAUAGAAAUAUUUGGUUUCAGGAGGUGUUUGUAAGUGGCAGUUCAAUUGUGUGCUGCUUCCUGCUUAGCAUUUGUAAUAUGACCGCCAUGAUAUUUGCACAUCAUGUUCUCCCAGUGCUUCUCAGCAGAGUUCACAAGGGGCCUUUGUUUAAGGGUGGCAAGUUCAUUGCUGACAAUAUGUUUUCUGCCACGUGUCACCCUUGUGAAAAAAAAGCCUUUACAUUACUUUACUGUUACCUAAGUUGAGCCUGCUGUCAAGGCAUAUUGCUUUUUAACAAUUUGUUCAAAUCUAACAUACAUUUCCACAAAACAAUGUGUUUAUUUCAAACUGUUCAGUAAGUGUUGUCUCUUUGAGAUGGAGCCAUAUGAGUUGAGUCACUCAGCACAAAAAGAGAUGAUCAGAUUUUCUUUUAAUAUAGUAUCUUCCAAGCCAAGUAUCAAAGAUGGUUUUUAGGUUUUGUGGUGAUGUGGUCCAUUUUCUAAUCUAAUUUGCCAUUGCUUUGAUCUCCUCCUUUUUUAGGGGGAGGGGAUUGUAAAACACUCUUCGCAAAACCUCAAAUUUUGACUGGUAAUUGUGACAAGCAACCUAUCAGCUGUUUUUUUUUUGUCCUUGCUGCACUUCAAAUUCGUAAAGAAUACUUUUUACAAUAUAUAACAAUAUCCUCUUAGCGCUCUGUUGGGCGCAAGUCCUCCAGACUUCUUUUCGCAUAAGCUCUUGCUUGAUCCCUGGCUUGUUCCAAGGGUAUAAAAUGGAGAAUUCCACAAAAUGGAGAGCAUCUAGGGGGAAUAAAUGUUGAGGGGGAGAGGAGGGAGUGCCUGUUGAAUUUGCUUUCAAAGGCUCAUUCCAUCCACUUUGUCAGAUUGUAAUCUGACCUUAGUUAGGGUCUUGAAAGUUGUCAGUCAAGACAAGGUGACCGACUUACUUUUAUUUUACUAUGUUUGUAUUUUAUUUCUGUUUGAAGCCAAUUAAUAAUUAUUGUAGAAGAGAGAUUGCACCACAAAGCGAUUGUUUUUCUGUUUUUUUGCGAAUAAGGUAAUGCAUUCACCAUAAAAAUUAUUGCUUUCUCAAUACGUUUCAGAUGAACUGACAUAUAAUCUCUUCCUGUCAUAUUUUUGGUCAUGGAUGUUAGAGUGUUGACAACAACUGUCAGAAUAUACAGGGUGUCCCAAAAGUUUGUUCCUCUACUUUAUAAGUUUGUAUUUUAGUACGAUUGGACUUGGUUAUGGUAAGCAAAUCAUUGCUGCGGAGCGACCGAAGGGAGCGAGCAGCAACAUAAUCAGGAUUUAAAGGAAAUAUAUAAGGGGUGACGAAUUCUCGAAUUCAUCACUUUUUACCAUAAUGCAUUGCAUUUAACCACACUUUUUACCACAAUGCAUUGCAUUUAACCAGAGUGCAUUGCGCCACGAACAAAUCAAAUAAAAGUUCGGUGGGUGAGAGAGUGCAUCGUUCGCUGCUCAGACUUUGAGUUUUCUUUGUGGCAAAUUUUCUACAGCACGGUUAGAGGUCUUACCAAAUUUUAAGACACGCAGGAGUCUUUCAGAUGAGUACGAUGGUCAACUUGGGGAUUGGAUUUCAAUUCAAGAGCCUUUUUUUAAAAAGUGUUAAACCUGACGAGAAGAUGAGCAUUCGCUCUUUGACUCCGCAACACGGGGGAUAUACAAAUUCCAGCUUGCUAGAAGGUGAUGUGAAAGUGAGAAAAUGUCAUGCAAUGCUAUUCUUACGAAACUGUAUGAGCCGAAAAUGGAUGUGAUUUUGACCAUUCGCUUGAAAAUAACAGCGGAAAUCGAGAAAACAAAACAUAUGUUUUGUCUCCUACUUUGCAGAGGAGGACUUGUAUCAGCGUUUUGAAAAGCAUAAUUAUGUUUUUUCAUUCAGUUAUUGCCAUGGAAUAUGCAUUUACAUUGUUUUUUCACUGUCAAUAGCUCAGUUAAUGCGGCUGGCGAUCAUCUUGCUGGCGGAAGUUUCAUGGAAAAGGAAUAGAAUGAAAGAUUUUUCCUAAAGACUACGUAGUAAGUCUCUGUGGUGUAGUGGUUAAGUGUAGUCGCGUCGAGUCGAAGGUGCCGGGUUCGAGUCCUCCUGAAUUAUUUAUUCCUUGUUUCUUUUUUUUUUCCGUUUUUUUGUGUUGUUGUUUUCUAUAAAUAUAUAGCUAAAUAACUGUUACUUAAUAAAAUGCAACAAACAGCAAGAAAAGUAUUUUAUUUCCAGAGAAAAUAUCGUGCACCGUAUAUUAAAUAUAUGGAUAAACGAUCUGAAUUUCUAUUAUUUCCUACAAUUUACUGUGGGAAAACCAGAGUUGAUAACCACUUGAUCAUUUUCUAAACAACGUUCCCACGAGUUCUGUCUAUAGACUGAUAGUAAUUAUUCUAGUACUUUCCAACAUGUAAAUAGGACGUUCAAUGUCAUUUUUGAUUCUUUUAAGUCUCACUGCCUAACUAAUGCCAGUAUCAACAGAAUGUGCCGCAGCAUUACUAUCUUUUAGAUACCGUAGUUUAAACAAAAGUUGUGUCUUUCAAUGUAAAUCACUGUUUUCAUACUUGUUGUGCCAUCUUUUGUCUUGAAUAUUCGAUUUGUGUACUUCCAUACCAAAGAUGCACGUGCGCGAGUAUAUAGUAUAUACUUUUGGGACACUGUGCACUAGUCAUAAGGUAUACCAGAAAAAACUUUUAUUUAAAGGUUUUUAAAGUGUUCUCCUUAUACCCUCCCCCCUCCUUGUUAUCCACACUUUUCUUUGUGCUGUCUCCACCAUCGAUAUUCCCGAAGCAAGCUACUUGAUCCCAUGACCCUCAUCCAGCCUCUGUUCUUUCCUUUGCUACCGUCCUGUGCCACAUUAUCCUAGGGUGCUUAACUUUUCCCUUUUCAUCCCGGGUUCACUGUGACACAGAGAUGUCCUCUUUGCAUUUUAUACACGGCACAUUUCCACGCCACUUUCAGCAUCUUAUUUUAGCAUUGUGUUCUUAAUUUCUUAAUUUCUUAAUUCCUAUAUUCUUUUUUUUUCUGUUUUUCAUUUUUAAUUUAUUUGUUAAUUGAUUUAUUCUUUUUAAACUUAUUUUAGUGUCCCCACUUAGUGGUUAUAUACCGCUAUUACAGUUUUGACACUUUAAUAAAGUUAUGAUCAUCAUCAUCAUCAUCAUCUCCUCUUCACUGCUAUACUAUCCUUUCACAUCCACAUAACUUGUUCAACUCAUUAUUAGACACCACAUACAGCCAAUAGGUACUCAUAAUCCUCUUGAGGCACUUGCAUUGGAACAACUCCAUCCUUAUGUCUUGCAAAAUCAUGUGCAGAAAUUUGGGAGUCUACAGUUGUUGAUCUUGAUAUUAUGGGCCAAGACUGUCACUAAGGGCUGGGGGCCAGGGAUUUCCCGCGGCCACUAUUAACAGGAAUUCUGACUAUUUUCAUAGGAAAUAAAAGGAGAGUAAAGCAGAAGAACUUUCUCGCUGUUAAAUUGUCCGCCUACUAUUUCACUGUCCCUGCAGCUAAAAAGCAUAGUGACAGCCCUGUGGCCUACAGGUUUUGCCCCAUUUUUUAGGCCAAACUGAGGACCAAAAACAUUUUUUUUGAGUCCUUCCCCCUCCCUUAUCUCAAGGUCUGGAUCUGGCACUUAUCAUAAUAUUCUUAUUUCAUUGUGUAUCAAGCAGAGGGGAACUGCUUGACCAAAAACUACUGACUGAAGUCUGUGAGAUCAGCAAUGACCCAGAUGAAAAUGAGAGAGCUUUAUUUUUCAUUUAUUCUUAGUGCAUCUACUUCAGUCUGUUACUCUGUUAAUUACAGUUUACAGUAACACUGACCUCAAACACCGGCACCCAGACUGAAAACUAAGAUAGUCAGAAGUGAAUUGACACAUACAUGUGUUAUUGCACAUGCCUUAGGGCCUUGAUGGAACGAAAGUUCCCUCAUAUGUAGAGCUCUGUUGACUUUAGGAGUCUUCAGGAACUGGAGGAUAAUUUGCAAGUAUGAUUAUGAACACUAAACUUGGAAAGACAUUCUGCAUCAUCUGUUAAAUUUGACGGGGUCAAACGAGAAAUAAUUGCAGGGAAAAUCAAGACUUGUUUACCUGUUAAAGUCAUGAAGACUGAAAACCUCUUCAUCAUCGAACAAGUCUGCAUAGCACCUUAGAAUAAAUUCACUAAUUUCUUUAAACAAUGUGAUCCUUUAAACUUCGUCUUUGUUCUAGCAUAGUUAUUAGAGAAGACUUGUUAUGAAAGACAAACAUCAAACGUAAAAACAGUGUUGCUGCAGUUUAUGUUGGAAGCUCCCUGAAGGUGCACAAUCCUUUGUUUUCUGUUGGCAAAUUGUGGUGGAAUAAACUAAUGGGAUGUGUUUAUUGAUCAAAAAUAUCAAAAUGUUAGGAAUGCUUUUGAAUGUUGUGCACCAUCAGGUCCACAAAAACAUAAAACAAGAGUCUGGUGGGUUUCAUAACCAUUCCAGCCCAUUAACUAUGGUUCUAGGUUAUAAACCCAUGCUUAAAGUUACAUUUUUUGUGCCGAAAGCAAAGUUUUAUGUCGUCUCACCCCAGUCUGUUAGGGACUCAUUUGUCAAUUUUUUUUGUUUUUUGUCUUAGAUGAAUCUUCUUAAGGUCCCCAAUAUCUUGUGUAUGAACUGCAUCUUUUUGCUUCAAUCUUUCUAGUUUCCUCAUAAUCAAGGGAGUGAUUCAUCUCAACUAGGACAUAACUUAGGAUACUAAGUUUGCAUUUUAUUUUAGUUCUGACAUAAAGUUGUGGUAUUCAUUAAAAAUGCCAGCGGUGGGCAGAAGUUUAAGUUUAAGUAUUAAACAUUCAAAAGCUCAUUAAUAAGUCAUAAAGAAAAAACAAAAGAAAUUAAUGUUUACGGCUAAACUUAAUGUCCAAAUAUUAGUGCAGAUUAGAAUGAGUUGAUCUAUAUGAGAGAUUUUGAAGCUGUUAAAAAAACUUGCAGUCACAUAUUAUCAGGUAUGAAAUCUCCUGGCUUUGCCUCGACUCUUCUAACCUGAUAAUACACUCCUGUUCGUUUUUUAAACAGUACAUAUAAAUUAACGUAAUGCACUAUAAAGAUAACUGAAUAGAUCUUUUUACCGGUUUCUAGUUUAGUAUUAGAAAUAUGGUCUUUCACUGUAUAUUUUUGGGAAAAAGGCGAUCAUUAGUACAUCCAAACACGGCACAAGGAUUUUUUUUCCCAUUACAAUCUUAUUCUAAGAAACUUUCAGAAAAAGUGUCCCGAAAAGCACUCGAAAAUACAAACAAAAUGUGCUCAUGCCCCCUGGGCAUCCUAUAAUACCCCUUAAAUCGAAUUAAUUCAAUAUGGCCGCCGUAUCGGUAAAAAGGUCCAUUAAGUAUGGGUUAUAAUUAUGUUAAGGGCCUAUUAUCAUAUUUUUUGUGGUCGUUACUAGGGAAAGUCUCUAAGCUGUAAAUUAAAAUUACAGCAAAAAUAUGAGACAAAAUUUGAACAGUGUUCCCUUGGUGACUGCUUUCCUCUGCUUGUGUGUCAUCAGGACAAGCUUACUGUCACAUGACCCAGCACUAUGUGAUAUCUUAAAGGAUAGUGCCUCUGGCUGAAGUGGCCAGUAAAGUUAUAAGCUAUCUAUUCUAUGGUAAGGUUGUCUAGAACUGUUGAUCAAGUCACUGACUAAUUUGUUAAGUCGACUACUUACUUUGAAAGUCUUUAGAUUGUAACGCUGGCAGUCAUCCAAAGUUUCUUCUUUAAAAAUAUGAGGGGGAAAACUUCUCUUACUGUUUAACUUUUUAUACCACAUAAAUAAAGAAAAGCAAAUUCUGUCUUUAUAUUGGCAGAAAUAAUAGCCGCUAUGCUUGAAUUUUUUUUAGUACCAGAUGACAGAUCACCUGUUGUAACAAUGAGGCUUUCAAUAACUUUACCUGAGAAUAACAGGUUUUUGGGUUGGCUUUGCAACUAUGUGCUUUUAUUACAUCUGAAACUUUGGAAAACUCUUGCACCCUGUCCUUGAUCAUUGUUAUGGGAAUGUGAAGUUUUGUUAUGAUUUCAGUUGUGCUAGUGGAAGGAUUGUGAUGGUGAUUGUUAUAAAGUUAACUCUUUUCAAGUUAUUUAUUUAAUAUGGCCACUUCUUUUGGCAUAAGAACAUGUGCUUUCACUUAUAUGAAUAUCCAGAGAAACAAACAUUCUGUAGUUGGCAAGCAUUUCAUUUCCAUGGUGUAAAGUGGGUGAACCUUGAUUCAAACUUCAAAAUCCUCAAGAAAUGUGGAGGGAAUUUUUGAAAUGUUAAAAUAAUUGUAAGAGCUAAAUGACCUACAUUCAACAAUCAAGCCAACUCCAUGACAGCAAAACUCUGUUUAAUUGACAUUUUCCCAUUUUCAUUUCACACCUUGAGCUCGUAACUUACAAUGAGAUGAUUUGUCACUCAAAAGUGUAAACUUGUAGAGAAAAUCCUAGGAUGUUACCAUUUAAAUGAAACCUUUGACUGAACUUUUGUGAAGUACUAUUAUUACUAUUAUUAUCUUAGGAUUUUACAUUCUUUCUUUGAAUAUUAUGAGCAGUUAAAAGGUUUGAUUCCGAUGCUGCACCCUUAUAAUUAUGACAGUGAGUAGGGCAUCUGACUUCAGGGCACGAAAUUGUGCCUGAUACAAUCGCCAAUGCGUCUAAGUUUACCAUGCUGGUGACCAAGAUUCAAAAGUUAGUUGCCACGUUGGCAACCAGAACUCUUCAGGUUCUGUACAUCCUACUUUUAUGUAUUGGGUGAUUAAAUAAAGCUUUAAGGUAGAUGAAUUGGUAUGAAUGACUAAUUGUCAUGAACUCUACAGAGUGAACAUGUCAAGGUUGACCAUCUGUUAUUUUCCAAAAGUUAUGUUCUCAGGGUUGUCACUAAGAUUUCAAGUUGCUGGGUAAAUACAACAAGUAGGCGGGGAAUCAAACAGCUAGCGAUUUCUUUUGGUUCUAUUUUUCUUCUAUUUUCCAAAAAAAGUAGCCGGGGAAAAUCUCCAACCCCCAGCUCUUAAUGACAACCCUGUGUUCUAUUUUUUGGAUUGAAAUAUCCCUUUUGUUAAAAAAGCGUAUUGGGGGCUGACAAUAUUCCAUACUUUUCUGACUCCACGUGCUCUCACUUAGCUUUAUUAUGAAGUGAAUUCCAGUGUUUCAGUUGUUGGCAGAAAUUGCAGUUAGUGUUGUUUAAUGUUGGUAAGGUACAUUUAAUGCUGGAACACUAAAUCCAUUAAGCAAUGGCUUGAAAAUAAAAUAGCGUUAAAUAUAGUUCAGAUAACUUGGGUAGAUGCUGAAACAAACAAAAAAGGACCUGUUAAUUUCAUUCUGGCAGUUGCUGGAAAAAUGCAACUUGUUACUAUUAAUUUUGUAGUUGUUGUAAAGUAGUGUUCCACUAUGUUUGUUUACCAAGGAGCCUCUGAUUUGGAUAUGUUUGUAUGAUUACUUAUCCUGAUGAAGUCAUUAUGUGCUGUGAUGUUUUCAUCCUUGGCUACUAAAUGAAUUAGAUUUGAGGCAUGAAAGAUCUACUGCAAAUAUAUUGAAAUAUUUAUGGAGAUUUGAUAAGUUGAUAUUUAUGAAAGGGACGUGUCUUGUUUUUCGGAUUGUGAUGGCAGGUCGCAUUAUGUAGUCCAGUAAUUUGUAUAGUUCAUAUUAGAAACAAUAUUUUAGGGAAUUGUCAACUUAAGUUUCUGAAAUUCAGUUUGGAAGAUUUUUAUGAUUUUAAGCUGACUUCCUGGCAUACAUGUGUACACCUGUAUGUGGCUGAUAUUACAGUGCACACGUAAUAUAUGCCAGUCUUUGAGAUAAGUGGACAUCCAUGAUCAUCAAAUUGGAUGGUCUGUGAUGGAAAACAGAAUAAAUCCAACAAAUGAUAAACUUACUAUAAAAGUAUCAGGAGUUGGCAGUUCUGUUAACUGUUAUCAGACCUUUAAAGAUCUUUAUAAUAAAAAAUAAAAUUGAAUUAGAAUUUCCAGGUCCAUGAAGGUUGAAGCCCAGAUAGCUACAAUCCUGGUUACUGUAAUCAGAGCAUUUAAGUUGUCAUGGUGAUUAGCCUUGGAUUAGUGUCAAUCAUCCUCAGAACAUUUUGGCUGUAUUGUAAAUAUGUCCUUCCUUCCCCCACCUCAAUUAGUUUAUAAGCUCUUUGUGGGUGGAAAAACUCAUGAAAUCAGUUGAAUUUUGAAUUUGUUAUUGUCGUUGCUGGCUAUAAACAGAAGAAUCUGUCAACUUUCUCUUGAACCACUACCAAUGUUCACUUUCCAUUUAGGUUUACAGGGAACAAAAAGCAGCCACUGUUGGUUUCUGCAGAGUAUAACGUCUUGUGUACAAAAUAGCCUGGUCCCUGAUGGCUAUUUUCCUGUAACAAACUUCUUUCCAGACAUUUUCCUGUUUCCUUGAAAUGUGAUUGGUCAUAAAAGCCUCUUCCGUUCUGAGAUAUUUUUAAGUUGAGAAAGCCUAUUAAACCUAGAAGUUGCUUCAAAAAGUCAGUUUAUUCAGGAACUAGACUUGUUAUUUUCUGUAACAUGACUAGACAUGUUGUAUUAAACAUUUUAAGUUAAGAUCUUUACUCUUUUCCCUUUUUUUUUUUUGCCCGGGUGCCAUUCAUACAGAGAAGAAUAAAAGCAGGAGUACAGUUGUAGGCUAGUAAUGUUAAAUAAAUGCUUGCCCCUGCUUAACCACCCCCCUCACCCCAAAAAGCUCAUUAGUUGAUCUUAGCCGUCUCACUUUUUCUUUUUCGUUUUUCACUUGAACAUUCAGCCUUAUCUAUUUUUAUCCUAUUUAAUGAUCAUUUUCUAUGUUGUAAAGAAAUUGUAUGUGCUUAGUUAAAUCGUCUUGCCGAUGCCAGUAUUAUACUCAUUAGUUAAGUUAUAUGUUUAAUGGUGGUCAUUUUUAUAAGCCUUUUUGGCUUCUGAGGGCUUCCUGGAUUCAUCGUUUUUAAAUUUUGUUUACAUAUUAAAUUUAAAUGGCAAAAUGAUAAAAAAUAAAUGAAUAAAAAUAAUAAUUGACACUUAUAUAGUGCAAUUUCUAUAAAAAUGCCCAAUGGCACUUUACAGAAGUUCUCACCUUGAACCUUGAUGGUCGUGGGGGAGGCAAACAGGAAUUGUAGAAGCAAAAUCCUUGGAAAGUAUAAAGUUGUAUACACACAGUUAAACUCUGCUUACAGACACCUUUAUAGGGGAUGGUUCACUUACCACCAAGUGUAAAAGUACCAAGCAUGUGUGAUAGAGUUAUCAUGAUAAUUAUUGUGAUAGGGCAAUACCUACAGAAAGUGUUCAUGUUAAGGUUUGUUGGUAUAUUUGAUAUUAGUUAUGACUUUCACAAUAUUGUCCUCUGAUUGUUGUUGUUGUUGUUUUUCAACUCUUGCAGGUCAUUACAAGGAAGGAAAGAGGGCUUUUGUGGUGCUGUUAGUUUCUGCAGCAUAGAGUUCACCUUGAAGCACGGUUCCUUGAGCUUUUGACUUCACAUUUUAUGGGUGACAUUGUUCCAUGCCCAUUUUGUUUUACACAGAGCUAAGAGCUGAAUAGUACAGGCUUGAGACGUACUCUAACUUUAACUUUUGUAGGCUCUCGGUCCAUUAGUUCACAGAUAUGUAAAAUGCUAGCAGCUGACACAAAAUAAUGAAAACCAGCAGGACCAAGUUGUUCAAAAGGUGGAUAGUGUUUUCCUUAACCCUUUAAGUCCCAAAAGUGACCAAAAUCAAUUUUCUUCUAACAAUAUCCAGACAUUGUAAAGAGGUUAGGUUAUGAGAAUAAAUUAAUAAAAUGAUUACCAAAGGGAAAACGCUUUGAUCUUUUAUCAGAUUCUCUUUACACAUUCUGUAAGGAAAUGUAUGGAGAUCAGUUUGGAGAAUUUGUAUGUGGAUAUUGGCGCUUAAAGGGUUAAAAAGUAUCCAUUGGGUAGUGAUUUGUCUAGAUGCAAUAUUGUUGAAAAGGUGGAUAACGCUAUGCGCCAAAUAAAACACUAUCCAGGCCCCAGCUGUUCAAAAGUUGGGUAGUACUAUCUUCUGGAUAAAUCUCUAUCCAGUGGAUAGUACAGUUGGUUUCCCUAAUAAUUGAUUUAUCCGAUGGAUAGUGCUAUUAAUUAAGUUUUUGAACAACUGGUGCCAGGUGGAUAACACAAUUGUUUUCCCUUAUACCUAUCCACUAGAUAAUCUACAGGAUAACACUAUGCAACAUUUGAAUCAUUCCCCAAAUGAAUAACUGCAGUCUGAACACUGUUGUUCAUAUAAAUACCAUUAUCUAUGCAUGUUAAUGCUUAUACUGGGAUGUCAGCAACUUUCAGUCAUUAGGUGGUAUCAUGGCUAAGAGCAGACAGACUGUCUUAGGAGCCGCACUGGCAUUUGUCAUCAUUACUGAUAUCAAUAAUGUCAAGGAAGUAAUGCAUCCUCCCCGUUCCAUUCUGAAGGCUGGAGCCUCAGAUAACAUUUUUCGUUCUGACAAGCUAUGAUGUUAAUAAAUUAUACUGACUUAACAUUAUUUUAUUGUGAUGGCUUGGCAAGUUUCAAAUUGCAUUGAACAAGUCUAAACUAAAUAUAAAUGGCCUUUUGUGUUGGUAUAAAAAGCUACAGGUACCUUUUGAGUGAAGAAAAUUUUGUUUAGAGGAUUUUCAUACACAAGAAAAUAUUUUUGUAAAUGGUGACUACACUGGAGCAUUUUUGUGGGACGUUCUUACACUGCAGACUACCUGCCCAGCCAAGUGAGGUGACAUGUGAGGUUGUCUCUCUGGAGGUAGCAAGACAAUGCGACUCUGUUUUCUUACUGUCGGAGCUUUUCAUGUGAAGAUAUAAUCCAUGUAUUUACCAUGAAUAUUUUUUCAGGACUGUUCAACCCAUGGAAUACAUGGGUAACAGCUACUUUGUGCUAAAGAACCAAGUCAUCAAAGCUGAAAGGAGAAUGCUGAAGGUUAGUGGUUGUCAUUGUUGCCAUAAUAAAGCCCUGUUGCUAAGGAAAACUGCCAAUGCAGUGUUGUAUGUAUGACUGGCUGUACACCCUCUUAGCUGUUCUGUUAAGAGAGUGCAUGGCAAUUAUUAUUUGAUAGCUUGAUGUAAAGAAAUUUUUUUUUUCAGGAACUUGGGUUUUGUGUCCAUGUCAAGCACCCUCACAAGGUAUGAGUGUGGUUACCUUUUGUGAUGCAUAUUUACCAUAAAUGGGGUUGGUUGUGUUGCUUUCUUGUCAACCCUUUGACCCUUUAAGCCACCCCCAAAUUCUCAGACUGGUCUCCAUACAUUUCUUUUAAGAAUAGUUGAGAGAAUUUGGUUUAAUAUCAAAGCAUUCUCUCUUUGUUAAUCAAUUUAGUAAUUCUCAUAACCUUUUACCCUUGACGAUCUGUUGAUAUUGUUAGGAGAAAAUUGAUGUUGGUCAAUCUUGGGACCUAAAGGGUUAACUCCUAAUGGUGGCUAAAGAGAGAAAAUUGUUUUGUUAACUCCUUGUACAAAAUGCAAAAGUUCUGGCAGUUUCAUGCACCAUAAGAGUUCAUCCUCAGAUUUAAAAGAUAGAUAGCCUGCUAGCAAGCAAUCCAGGGCACACUGGCAGCAGGGCUGGAAAAGGAAGGAGAGCUUGCAACUACAUCUCUGGAAUUUCAAUUCCACCUGUGGCUCUCCGUGGACUGAGCUGUCACAUUUCCGCUAAUCAGCGCAAACCGGAAAUAAGCGCAAAAGUAAACAAACACUGAAAAACACAUGCCAAGGGUAAUGACAUCAUAACCAAUGUCAUCUCCUCCAAUCAGCGUUUCGCAUCAACUUUUUCAAUGCAGUUAUUCAAAUUCCAGAGACGUAGUUGCAAGCUCUCCUUCUUUUUCUUGGAGAGCUUGCUCGCAGGCUAAAAGAUAGAGUGACUUAUUAUCUCUCCAUGACAUGUUCUGGGAGUGGAAGGGUGAUAAUUACAUAAUCUUUGUCUGGUUUGGUGAUACAACAGAACCUCUUGUUAGCAACCACCCAAGGUUUAUUUCUGGCUUAGGAGAGGUUCAGACCAUUAAAAAAAAGCUCUAUAUUAAUUUGAGGAUAGAUUUGUCAAUGAAUUAUUGUAAAGUGCUAUGUAAAUGGUGCUGUAGAAGUUCUGAAACUAUUAUCAUUAUUAUUGUUAUUAUUGUUCAGUGUUAGUAAAUUUUAUUGAUGAGUGGAGUCAGUGUGACUUUUGCUUCACAAAUUUUGGGGUCAUUUUGGAAUAUUUGGAGUCAAGUAUCAGACUUUCCAGCACGCGGUCCCGGCAUGUAUACACUAUCGUGAGGGAUACACGAAGUAGCUGUGGCGGUCCGCUGACUUGGAAAGCUCAAAUCCAUGGUGGCGGUCAUUGAGUAAACUUUGAUCGUAAUUUACCCUCUUCCUGUUUUGUCGUGGAGUAUAAUUCUUUAAUUUCGAUGAUUUAAUUAAGGUUUACAACGUUUACAAUUAACGUAAAUUGUAUUUGUUGCGAAAAAGGUAAGGAUAAAACUGUGUUUGUUACCGAAAAUUUCUGGAGUCGAAGUGGCUCCCUGUUUGUUACCGAAAAUUUUUGGAGUCAAAGUGACUCCCUCCGUAACCUCAGUGGAGUCAUCUGAACAAUUUUGGCGUAAAAUACGCCAAAUUUGGCGUAUUUGUGAACCCUGUAUUGUUAAUUAUUAUCAUCAAUGUAUUUAGUUCAAAAAUACUUGAAGACAAGUUAUUUUUUUACAUCAUAUUAAAAUCGCUUUGCAGUGCACAAAAUAAAAUUCAAAAACAUGCUUUUCCAUUUGUCUGCAGAUCAUUAUCAUGUAUCUUCAAAUUCUUGAAAGUCAAACCAACACGCUUUUGGCUCAGCAAGCCUGGUAUGUACUAAAACAUCAUUUGUUGUACUUUACUAAUCUGUUGAACAAAUGAUGGCAACCUUCAUUUUCUCUGGAAUUAAAGGUUGUAGCUCUGUCGGUAAACAAAUAAUUACAGUUUACAGUUUUUACAAUUGAAUAGCUGUCAUUCUUUGUCAUUAUUACGCCCACUGUAUCAACUUGGCCAACAAAACAAACACUUGCUCCUUCCCUAUGUUGUUUUAAACUCUUGUCAUUGUAGUUUAUGCCUUUUGUCAGUGGCCUGGACUGGAAAUCUACAUUAUUCUUUGUCCUCUCAGUUAACUGUGAGAGUGCUAGUCCUUAUCGAAAUUCAAGAUUUUAAGUAGCGUCGUCUUCUUUUGCAAUUGCAGGAAUUUCAUGAAUGAUAGUUUUAGGACAAACAUUUUUGUACGCUACCCUCCAGAGACAAUAGCCUGUGCGUGCAUUUUCCUUUCUGCAAGACAGCUUGGGGUAUGUAUCAGAAUUGAUUAUGAAGUAUAAGUUAAUUAUUAUAAGCAUCACUGCUAUGAUGUGCUGUUUUGUUACAAAUAAUUAAAUUUAUAAUGUUGAAAUGGAUUAAGGCAAUUAAGGAGUAAUGUUUUAAGGUGCUAGAAUGUGACCAUCUGUACCAUAUAUGGCAGGUUUUCAAAAAGGAAAUGGGAAGCAAAUAAACCUUUUCAGCUUUUAUGUUUUGUUUUCCCAUUUCAGAGCACAUGAUGGUACCCCAUGUGCAUCCAUAUGCAUAUGUAUGCAUAAUAUAUGAAAUGACAAAAGAGAACAAUCACAUGGUCUGAAUUGGGAAAACAAAACGUACAAGCUAAAAAGGUUUAUUCUGGGAAUUCUGCAUUUGUAGCACGCCCAAGUUGUGUUGUGUUGUUAACAGUGACCUAAUGAGAACUACUCUGGCCUGGGCAGGCAUAUUAAUUUUCACUUACUGGAGUACAGUCAAACCUGUAUUAAGCAGACCUCAAUUAAGUGGUCACUUACCAAAGACACAGAAACCAUUUCCAUUAAUUACUGCAGAACUGACCCAUGUUAUGCGGUCACCUUUAUUAAGUGGUCGUGGUCACCUUUUCCUAGGUCCCAACAAAUUAUGUUGUAUUGUCUUCACCUCUAUAGACCUUUGUCAAGUGGCAACCAUUGCUGUGCAGAAACAAAGCUUUUUCAAUCUCCUGAGACAAAACAGCCACUGCGUGACAAAUGUGUAUUAAACGGUCACUUUGAGAAGAUGUACCAUAACAGUGCAUAACUGUGUAUGGCAUCAAGUGGUCUUAACUUUUUUUCUCUUGUUCCAAGAAGAUGUGGAAAAAGUAAUGGUCAAUUUGUCAUGGGAUACCGGUAGAUAUUUUAUCCUUUGACUACCUUCAUUUUCCAUAAUAACUCUCACAUUUGUCAAACCUGGAUUAAACAGUCAACCUGUAUUAAGCGGUCAGUAAGCCAUUCCCAAAGGGUUACCACUUAAUACAGGUUUGGCUGUAAUUGUGACUACAGUUACAAAACUUGGGGACUUGGCUUUGCAUCAAAAAAGUACAAUGUUACAUAUUUUAUUGAAGUCCUUGCUUGCUAAACCAGAAGUCCAAAUCAAUAACACUGAUUGAGUAUUACGGUAGAAGUUUUGUUAUUGAAACAAAUUGACUUGCAUGUAUUAACAGUGUGGAACCUUGAUGCUAACUCAGUUUCCAUUGUAGAUUUGCUUACCGACAAGACCGCCAUGGUGGGAGUUGUUUGGUGCCAAAAUAGAAGAUCUUGAGGUAUGUUGUUUUGACAAUCAUUAAUUUAUGAAUUACAUGCACUGUUACAUGUUACAUUGUAAGUAUUGUACACCAAAAACAUUUUUCUUUAUUUCUAAAAAACAACUAAUGCUUUUCAAAAGUAUUGCCAAAGAGUGGUGUUGCGUUUUUGUCCACAGACUCAAAAAUAAGCUUAAUUUUACGUUUUAAUAUCUCCUAUGCUGAGAGUAAAAAGUUGAGGUGUCUGAUAGUUCCAAGACUCAAUGUGUUGACCAAUUUGUUUUCCUGACACGACACUGACGAUAACAAACUGAUGUGUGACUUAUUUCCUUUUAAGACCUCGAUUUCCUUUUGUCAGAGCUGACUGGCCAGACCAUUUCAAUCAUAAUGAGAAUUUCACUUUUAAUCAAAACUGUCCAGUCAGAUCAGUCAGAUCCCAAAUAGCAUGCAUUAAGGAAAUGGUGUUUCAACAAAAACUCUUGGAGAAAAAAGCAUGUUUCAUUGUCAAAAUGACUUGUCCAGCUAUGGUACGGCCAGCCAGUUCUGACUUUUGGAAGGUGUCCUUGGUAGAAAAUUAGUCCAUGUACUUUUCUGCGUUAAAUGUGUAAACAACAACUUUGUUUUGUUCUACCUGAUUUUUUUACAGGAAAUUAGCCUGAUGCUAUUAAGUUUGUACCUGAGACCAAAGGUGAAUAUUUAGUUGAACUCUACUGUUUUCAUUCAAACUUAAGGUAGACUUUCCUAAAGUCAGUGCUGCUUCAGUUCUGUGGAAAUCACUUUGUUUAGAUUUAGUUGCUAACUGAGAAAAAAUCCAAUUGAAUGAAUCCAUUCUGUUAUCCUCCUAGUUCAGUUUAAUGGAGCGGGACUGUUAGUUUUCAUCAUUAGAGUUUUAUCUGUAACUUCGUGAGUACAGUCGAACCUCCACUAACAGCCGCCUUUCUACAACGGCCACUUUCUUCUGUCCCCAAGGUGGCCGUUUUGGAGAGGUUCAACUGUAAUCAUUUGUUGUCGGCUGGGAUGGAAAUAACUUUGUUCUUUUAAAUAAUAUUCCUGAUCAGAGAAUCCGAAUUUAGGUUGUUUCAAAAGAAUGCCCUUUUUCAAAAUAUUUUGUUGUUCUGCUGGAACCAGGUGGCCUUAAACCAUUACAUUCUGAAAGCGACCAGAAUCUAAAAUUUCUCUUCAACAUUACAUCACUUCCUAUUCAAACAAAAAUAGAAAAAUCUUAAAGGAGGUGACCAUCCAAGUUAAAAUUAAUGCCCUUAUUGUUAAGUGAAUUCCAUUCCUCAGCUACAUCAGAAACAUCAGAAAAACAGCAUCUAGAGGAAAGGUCUCUUGCCUUGAGACAAUCAGGGGUAAACUGGGAAUAAAUAUGUCAAAUUUGUGAACGCUUUUCCGGUGUUGUGUGUAAACCAAUCAUAUGUCUUGAAGUUGCAAGGUAAUUCAUAAGCGAAUUGAAGUUUUUAAAUUGUAAUGGACAAUCUUUAGUUAGUUUAUCUUAAAAUUCUCGCCUAUGAAUCAUAGUUUUUGAUUGAUAUUUGUUUUGGUUUUUCUUUUUCUGUGGGCCAUGUGUAGAUUAUCGAGAUAAAAAUUAGUAGUAGUAGUAGCAGUGGUAGUGGUAGCGGUAGUAAUCCAUCAGUUUCCCUUAUCAUAGGCCAACCUAGACACCCUACAGAAAUCUGUUGGAGAAAUUCGCAAAGAAUUGGAGCAGAAAAAGAAAGAAACUAAACAAGAUGGUGCUGGCACCGUUGGUAACUCCACUCCUAACCUGUCUCCUGUGGGGGUAACUACAACAACUGCAAGGGACGACUCCCGGUCAGGUAUGUACUGUCAUCUACUUCAUUAAAACUGGAUACUUUUUUGACGAUUCACGGGGCAUUGUCACUGAGUCGGGUACACAGCUACGCGUUCUUUGUGUCGUCAUGCAACGCUCCUCUUGUGGAAAGGAACGUUGCGUGACGACACAAAGAACGGCUGUGUUGCAGACUAAUUGUCACAGGGAUUCUCUCAAUCUUUUAAGAGUGAUCAGGAUCAAAAUUCUUCUUGUGAUAUCAGUGCUUUAUAAAACACUUAGGUGGCGAGAAUUAAUGACUUGAUCACAUAAGGUGAAUCUAGUUGAUUCUUGGACACCUCCCUACUACUUUAUUAUGAAACUUGUUGGGACAGCAAAUCAAAAUUUGAAUUAUGGUAGUAGUGUUUAAUGGACAUAGGCCAUGUUGGAGUUGCCCAAACCUUUGCUGAAAACUCGGAAGUGGCUUUUUUGUUCAUUGUUCACUCCCAGUUAAUUUGCUUUUUUGCUCAUUGAUAAAAGCACUGCACCUGUGUUGCAAAGGUCCUGUGUUCAAAUGAGUCAUGGGUUUUCGCAACUGCUUUAGUUUUGUUCAUAACUUCGGUGACCUUUCACGUCUUAAACCUCCCUCCUGCUGUUCAAUUAUGUGAAAUCCAUAUAUUAUUCACUUUUAUAACAGCUAAUGCAGAAAGUCAAGGGGACCUACCAGAUCUUGUAGCAAACACAUGUGGCCUGAUCUAUGGGAUAAGUUGUACAAUUUUGGAUCGUGGCAGUUAUGACAUAAGAUUUUUAACCUUACAGCCACCUUUCCUGUAGCCCAUGUUGCAGGCGUGGAAAGGGGUAGGGGAUUGGGAGAAAGGGAAAAGGAAGGAGGACUGGGGUGAGGGUGAUCCUUUUUCCCUUUCGUACUUUUCUCCAUUUUCCACUUUCCCUCCCCACCCCUAUUUGCGCCCGCUGCACAGGCUACCAUCCACCCUAAAUCAAUUACUUUUAACGUGAAAUCAGGUUCGAGGCCUUCUUCACCAAGUAAAGUGUCGCCAUCAUCUGCUACAAACCAAGCUGACGGGAAAAAGAAGAAAAGUUCCUCUAAGGUGGACGAGGAUAGGAGGACGAGAGAACGGUAAAUAAACUUUGUUUUUCUCUAAUUAUGAUGCAAGCAUUAUUAACCCUUAUGCCCGUGAUGUUAUUGUGGAAAAGAAGGUAUCGUGAAACUCCUACCCUUCAGUUGGGGCCAAUUCAUUGUAGCCGUGUAAACUAGCAACUGGAUUUACGUUUUCUUGCGUUGUUUCGUUAUUGUCAAGUGGUUGCCAUGACAUGACAUGACAUGUUCUCUAUGCUGUCUUUCGUACAUUUCUUUUAGUUUUAAUCAGGAGAAUUUGUUUUCAUGUCCUUUAUUUGAUCAGCAGUGAUCUUUUUACGCGGCGGAGAAAUUAGGUAAUGGAGGCGCUUCAAGAUUUAAGUGGAGCUUUCGACUCGUUGUUGUCUGGUUAUGGAUUUGCAUGUUUAGAGUACGUUUUUAAUUUAUUUUUGUCUAAUCUGCAGGGAAAGGCGCCGCAGUCAUUCCCCGGUCAAUCGCCGCUCUCGGAGCCGUUCGGAAAGUCCAACACGUAGUCGCUCUCGGAGCCGAUCGAGAAGUUACAGCAUAUCAAUCAGUCCCGACAAUCCCAGUAGGAGUGACUCUUACAGCAGCGACGAAAGCCCAGACAGGCAAAAAGUAACUGGGAAGAGUAAACGACCACGGAGCCCUGCCCGAGGAAGGGACGACGAAAAGCGCGCUCGGCCUCGGAAGUACGACGGAGAGUACGUUCGGAAAAAGGGGAGAACCGACGGAAGUGUGAACAGUUAUAAAAAGGACAAAGCGCGGGAACGAAGUAGGUCGCCGUUGUCUCGGAGCCGGAGUAGAUCUCGUAGCAGAAGCCGAAGCCCGACAAGACUCAAACGGCAUCGUGGAAAAUACGAGCGGGAAACGAAGAAACGAGAUGACAGACAUCGCGAUCGGAAUGGAGUGGACUAUCGUUCGUCCAGGGACAAGGGACGUGAUCACGGAAGGCACCGAAGAUAACGCUAGUGAAAUUUUUGUAA